CAGGGGAGAGAGAGAGAGUCAGGGGACGAGCUGCACCGACUCCAGUGUGUGUACAGCAGAGAGCGAGAGCGGGAGAGAGACACUCACACUGACUGAGGGACAGUUUGAUUUAUUUCUCUUCAGUUCGAGUCUGAAGCAGGUGUGGACAGACAGACAGACUGACAGACAGACAGACAGACAGCUAAAGCAGGUGACCCUCCUCUGACUCUCCUCUGAUGAUGGACGACUACACUCUCCCCUUCUGGAUUUACCUGGGCGUUUUGACCGUGUUUGUCGUUGGGGUCAUGAAGAAGAUUUUGGCAUCCCACCUGAGCGCUGCCCCCCCCCUGGUGGCCUGGCUGGGCGCCACCGUGCUGGUGGAGCGGCUGUGGGCGUUCUGCCUGCCUGCUGUACUACUGCUGGCACUGCUCGGCCUCGCCUGCUGCCUUUACUCCGCCGCCAGAACUGGCCCGCCACCCGCCACCCUUACCGCCCACGGCAAGGCUGUCUUCAUCACAGGCUGUGACUCUGGUUUCGGGAAGGCAACAGCAAAGCAUCUGGACGCUAUGGGCUUCGAGGUGUUUGCCACAGUGUUGGAUCUGUCAGGAGACGGAGCCAGAGAGCUGCAGAGGACCUGCUCCGCCCGCGUCACCCUCCUCCAGGUGGACAUCACCCAGCCACAGCAGGUCCAACAGGCACUGCUGGACACCAAGGCCAAACUGGGCCUCAAAGGUCUGUGGGGUUUGGUGAACAACGCUGGAGUAUGUGUGAACUUCGGAGACGCUGAGCUGUCGCUGAUGUCGAACUUCCGUGGGUGCAUGGAGGUCAACUUCUUCGGCACGCUGAGCAUCACUAAGAGCUUCCUGCCGCUGCUGCGACAAGCCAAAGGACGCAUCGUCACCAUCUCCAGUCCCGCCGGUGACCAGCCAUUUCCCUGUCUGGCAGCCUAUGGGGCGUCUAAAGCAGCUCUCAAUCUCUUCAUCAACACCCUGCGACAUGAGCUGGAGCCCUGGGGGGUCCGGGUCUCCACCAUCCUACCCUCCUCAUACAAGACAG
This is a messenger RNA of Morone saxatilis (striped sea-bass), 1035 nucleotides long. It is a transcript of the gene hsd11b2, whose product is annotated as hydroxysteroid (11-beta) dehydrogenase 2. Gene Ontology annotation, molecular function: oxidoreductase activity. The record is from RefSeq and is a predicted model, not a curated record. NCBI's taxonomy places the organism in Eukaryota, Metazoa, Chordata, Actinopteri, Moronidae.